Molecule: messenger RNA, 1779 nt
Organism: Oikopleura dioica
Lineage: Eukaryota; Metazoa; Chordata; Appendicularia; Copelata; Oikopleuridae
Source: the annotation of a GenBank genome assembly
AUGGUGAACCAUGUCGAAUAUGAUCCGAAUUUUCGGACGCACAAGCACAUCGACAAAUUCGCUGCUCGUGGAAUGCUUGUUGACAUUCAGCGAGAUGCAGCGAAAAAAGAAACAGAAUGGGAAAUGCGUCGAGCUCAGCGCCGCGAGUACGAAAAAGACAUGCCCAGGGACAAUGAUUACUUCCGAAAAAUGUACAUGGAUCGAGAAGAAAUUGCCGAACCUGAGAUCACCCGAUGGGUGGAUCGUGUCAAAAAACCUGGAGAUGCUUUUAUGAAAGCCGCUGCUUCAGCCGCGCGUCGGGAAAAGCGAGCGAUCUACAGUUCGCUGCAGCGGGAGCAUGAGGAAGCUCAAGCUGGAACUGAACCGGGAGCGAAGUACAGAGAUCGAGCGGCGGAGAGAAGGGAUGGAAACAGCUCCGAGAGCUUCAACGAAUUCCAGAAUAAAUUCACUUCGACAUUUUCCAGCGCUGCAGACAAGAAACAACAGCUGAUUGAGCAGUCAAAGUUCCUCGGUGGUGAUUUGGCGCAUACCCAUUUAGUCAAAGGUCUCGAUUACGCUCUUCUCCAAAAGAUCCGCGCCGAACAAAGCCGAAAAGACGAAGAUGAAGCUGCCAUUGAAGAAGCUCUGCAAGAGCAAAAAGCGAAGUCUGACAGACGUCUUGGAGAUAAGGAAGAUUUGAUGGCUAUUCGUCAUCCGAUGGCGAAGAAGAUCAAUCAUGUGUUGUUUGAAAACUCGAAGCCGAAGAAUAUUGAUAACUUCCUUGAAGGAAGAAUGGCGUAUGUUUUCGAACUUGACGAAGAAUACGCCGAAUCGGAUAUUCCAACAACGCUGCUCCGAUCAAAAGCUGAAUGUCCUGAUAUGUCCGACACAUUGUCCAAGACCUCCAACGAUGCUGUGAUCAUCAAGCUGACGCAGAUUCUGAACUACAUCCGAACUGGAACGAAAAAGAAGAAGACUAAGAAGCUCGACUACGAUUUGGACAAAGUAGAGCCAGAGUCUAAGGUUGAUGUGAAGACCGAGAAACCAGCUGAUGAUUUUAAAAUUUUCAGCGAUGAGGAUGAGGAAAUGCCAAAAAGUGACGAUGAAUCAAAAAAGAAAAAGAAAAAAUCGUCCCGUCGUCGAUCCCGCUCGCGCUCCAGAGAUCGACGAGAUCGUCGGGAUAGAAAACGUUCUCGAUCGAGAGAUCGUUCAAAGCGCACGUCAAAGGAUAAACGCAGAAGACGAUCGAGAUCAAGAAGCAACAGCCCACUUUUGUCCAACAAGCCCAAAUACUUUGACAACAUCGAAAAGGACGAGCAGGUCGAUGCACCUGUCUCCCUCAAAGACAUCACCAAACUCGCUGGCGCUUACGACAAGAAAAAGACCAAAGUCGAUCGAACUGGGAAAGACGGAGUUUCUUUUGGUGACCAAGUUCCUGACUCGUAUGCUGAGUGCUAUCCUUCGAUGCAGUACGAGGUCUCAGGGGUGACAAUGGACUCCGACGAGGAAACGGACAUUACAAAAAUGGAUGUUGGAAAGAGUACUAAAGGCCCAAUGACCAGAUUCGACUUCGAAGACGAAGAAAAAUACGGCGAUUACAUGGCCAAACGAGAAGCCCUACCAAAAGCUGCGUUCCAGUACGGCCAGAAAAACGUCGAUAGGGGCAAGCUAGGCAAGAACCGAGGCAACAAAAAUGAAAAGCAGAAGCUCGACCAAGACUUUCAAAAGAUCAACAAUAUCCUCAAGAAGCGUCAAUCUGAUGCGGCUUCAGGAAAAGAAGUUCAUCGACCGAAAUACUGA